Molecule: messenger RNA, 456 nt
Organism: Helianthus annuus (common sunflower)
Lineage: Eukaryota; Viridiplantae; Streptophyta; Magnoliopsida; Asterales; Asteraceae
Product: auxin-responsive protein SAUR50
Exons: 1
Coding region: 1-456 (151 amino acids)
Biological process (GO): response to auxin
Source: RefSeq, a predicted model, not a curated record
AUGUCAUCUCCGGCGAAAAACCCCAACAAAAUCAGCCAAAUCGUCAAACUAAAACAAGUCAUGCAACGUUGGCGCCGCCGCUGCAUCCCAUCCGGCGGCUCUCUCGCCGUCUACGUCGGACCCGAACGCCGUCGUUUCAUCAUCCCGACGCGGUUCCUCAACCUCCCUGUGUUCUUCUCACUGCUCAACAAAGCGGAAGAAGAGUUCGGAUUUCAAACAACCGGUGGAUUAAUUAUUCCGUGUGAUGUGGGUUUUUUUAAACGGUUGGUGAAGGUGUUGGAGAGGAAUGAGAUCGGGUUGAUGAAUCUUGGUUUGGAUGAUUUUGUUGCAAUGUUUGAUGGGUUAGCGAUAGAUUCUUCUUCUUCUUCUUCUUCUUCUAAGUAUUGUUUUAAGGAUGUUGAUGAUUUUAGUUGCCGUAGCUUUACACCUUUGUUGCAGCAGAAAGCUAGGGUUUGA